CGGAGAAGCAAGUAUGGGACGUAGCCGCAGUCCAGCUCGCCACCGCAGUCGGAGCCGUAGCCGCAGCCGUGGUCGCAACAACCGCCACCGCGAUGUACGCGACCGCUAUCGCGACAAUGAGAAGGAUCGCACGCCAGAGCGCCGGCGCCGACGGAGCUCUGUCGAAGAGACCAAGGAGUCGCCAAUGAAGGCACCAGAGGACUCGAAGCCCAAGGUCACAGAGAGCAACGGCGAAAUCAGUAUGAGUGUUGAAGAGACAAACAAGCUUCGUAUCUCGAUGGGGCUCAAGCCUCUCCGCCUCACGAAGCCCGAGUCGAAGGAGGUCAACCUAGCCAAGUCGCGCGAGGACCUCGCAGCCGAGGCGCACCAAAAGCAGCUCAAGGAGACACUGGAGAAGUCCAAGCGGAAGCGCGAGUAUACCGCCAAGAUGCAAGGCAAGUCCCUCGGUGAGACGCUCGCCGAAGAUGCGACGUCAACCCUCGAUUGGGUCCGUCGCAGUCGGACAACGGCGCCUGCGCCUCUUCCAGGCACGAAAGCACCCGCGGCUGCCUCUUCUACCUACAGCGCGAUGGACCUUGAAGGUCUUACGGUAGCUCACGAUGCGCAGUCGUUCGAAGAGGGCGAAGACGUCAUCUUGACGCUGAAGGACAACCGUAUCCUUACCGAUGACAUGGGCAACGUGAACGACGCUGACGACGAGCUCGAAAACGUGACGCUAACCGAGGCCGACAAGCGCAAGGAGCGCGAAGAGAUGGCGAAGCGCGCGGCCGGACCCGUCUACUCGGGCUUUGACGAUGAAGAGUUUUCGACCGUGCUCGGCGACCGACCCAAGAAGCGGCUGCUCACGCAAUACGACGAAGAAGACGAUAUGAAGGAAGCACGGGCGCGCAAAAAGUUUGCGCUCAGCGCCCUCGGUGGUCAUGUCGUUGAGACGCCGUCCUUGCCGGCGUCGGCCGUGUCAGCGGGCACUGUCACCCUUGGCUCCAUCAAGCAAUUCCAGGCCAUGGACGACUACUACACGCCCGACGAGAUGACAGUCUUCAACAAGAAGAAGACCAAGAAGCUUCGGAAAGAAGGUGCAACCAAGGACCUCGUCGAGCAGCUCGAAGCCGAGGCGAGAGCCUCUGCGGUCGACCACGGCAAGCGCCGGGCGGAUGCAGCAAGCGCAGUCGCGACCCUCGAGGCUCAGAACCGCGCGAAGUUUGAGAACGCCCGCCGGCGUGAGGCUGAGAAGGCCAAAGCUGCCGCUGUCGAGGACAUUGAUGAAGAGCUCAGCGCGUCGCUUGCCCGCGCCCGCCAAGCCGCGCUGCAGGCCAAGACCGCGGUGAUCGAGUCCAACGAAGCGCGUGUCUUGUCGCAAGUGGCAGCCGACAGCGCCGCGUCGCACAAUAUCCAUCGCGACGCGCCGACAGCCAACACGAUCGUCUUUAGCGAGGCGACGGACUUUGACGUGCGCGUCAAGAAUGCCAUGGACGCCCGCGUCGCGUCCGUCGACAAGCUCGCGGCGCCGACGGUGGAUGUGGACGAAGAAGAGACCAAGGCGGAUGCACCUGCCGACGACGCGAUGCAAGGUGCAGACGAAGACGACGACGACGACGAAGCGACAUGGGGUGUUGAGGAGCCCUUGGUGCAAACGGGCAUGGCUGCGACACUCGCGCUGCUUCGAAACCGCGGUGACCUUCGCGAUGAUAUACAGCUGCGUCAAGCAGGCCGUGCGAACGACCAUCGCGACCGUAGCUUUAACGAAGAACUCCAAAUCAAGGACGGCGUCAAGCUCGACUACCGGGACGAAUUUGGCCGGCUCUUGACCAAGAAGGAAGCCUUCCGCCAGCUUUCGUACCGUUUCCACGGCCACGCGCCGGGUAAGAAGAAGCAAGAGAAGCGCCUCAAGCAGCUCAAGGAGGAGCUUGCCCAACAAAAGACCAAUGUCAGUACCAAGAUGCAGUCGCUCGACCGUCGGCAAAAGCAAACCAAGCAAGCACACCUCGUGCUCUCCGAGGGCACGUAA
Molecule: messenger RNA, 2008 nt
Organism: Saprolegnia parasitica CBS 223.65
Lineage: Eukaryota; Oomycota; Saprolegniomycetes; Saprolegniales; Saprolegniaceae
Exons: 2
Coding region: 14-2008 (664 amino acids)
Biological process (GO): mRNA cis splicing, via spliceosome; maturation of 5S rRNA
Cellular component (GO): U4/U6 x U5 tri-snRNP complex
Source: RefSeq, a predicted model, not a curated record